This is a messenger RNA of Penicillium vulpinum, 972 nucleotides long. RefSeq lists its product as uncharacterized. The transcript is spliced from 4 exons. The coding region runs from base 1 to 972 and encodes 323 amino acids. The record is from RefSeq and is a predicted model, not a curated record. Lineage: Eukaryota; Fungi; Ascomycota; Eurotiomycetes; Eurotiales; Aspergillaceae.
AUGACUACUAGUAUCCCCGGGGGCGUGGAAUCAUGUCCCACUUUUGUACUCGACAAGGCCGUGGUCAAUGUUCUCAUCAAGGGUCAGGCAGUGGUAUCCACAGAGCCAAGUGGUAAUUCUGCCUGGGCAUCAACCGCAAAGAUCACGACCAAGAACAGUAAUGGCAUUUUACACUCUUAUUUUGUGAAGAUUGUCAGAGGUGAACUCGCAGGGCCGCGCGUGUUAGGAGAGUUCUUGUGUAUGUCUGAGCUGUACAAGACUAUGCCUUCUAUUGUUCCUGUUCCAAGAGGGUACGGGAAGUGCCUGGAUUCCGACGACCACUUCUUCCUCUGCGAUUACCUAGAGAUGGAUCAUCGGACGCCUAACGAAGCGAAGCUGGCGGCAAGUAUUUCUGAGCUUCACCGUACCAGCGUUUCUCCUACAGGCCAGUUUGGCUUCCAUGUCACUACUUAUGAUGGGAGGCUCCCGCUGAUGACCAACUGGGAUAGCAAUUGGGUCUCUUUCUAUGGCAAGCUACUAGAAGGAGCAAACGGGCAUUGGACAAGAUUUGAUGACGCUAUGAAAUUGAUUUUGGAUAAAGUUGUUCCCCGGCUGCUUGGUCGCUUAUAUGAAGAUAACCGGACCGUCAAGCCGUGCUUGAUCCAUGGCAAUCUCUGGGAGCAGAACAUGGGCACGGACCCACGCACGGAGAACAUCUACAUUUUCGACGCAUGCGCGUACUAUGCCCAUCAUGAGAUGGCGAUUGGGAUGUGGAGGGUGAACCAUCACCUCAUGAACGCGCCAAAAUACCGCAACUCGUAUUUCAGGCACUCCAGGCCGGAUGAGCCAGUUGAUGAGUACGACGAUCGGAAUCGCUUGUACUCUCUCAAGGAGAGGAUUAUGUACUCCGCACAUAUUCCCGGUACCAAGGCGAGGGGCGAAGCAUUGGAUGAUAUGCUAUACUUGGUUGAUAAGUAUGUUGACCAUGAAUGA